Molecule: messenger RNA, 1771 nt
Organism: Columba livia (rock pigeon)
Lineage: Eukaryota; Metazoa; Chordata; Aves; Columbiformes; Columbidae
Gene: LIAT1
Product: ligand of ATE1
Exons: 3
Coding region: 29-694 (221 amino acids)
Biological process (GO): protein arginylation
Source: RefSeq, a predicted model, not a curated record
GGAAAGGAAGGAGAAAGGUGGUGGUGAGAUGGAGGGGAAGGUGCUGAAGGGAGAAGAGGUGAAGGGGGAAGGCUCGGGGACAGCCGUGGGGGGCCAUGCCAGCUCUGCCGCGACGGGCAGGCAGCAGAGGACGAAGGGCUGCCCGUGCCCCCCUCCACCGCAUGGCGUGAAGCCAGCACGGGCAAAGAAGAAGCAGCAGCCACCAUGCAGGAGUGCUACCACCACCGUGCGGGCAGAUAAACAGCACCGCAAAAGCAGAAAGCAGCAGUCCCGCUCCCCUUCAUCGCUUGAAACCCCAGAUCCUGGGAGGAACCCUGACUCGGCCCAAAAUAACGCAGGCAACAAUCAGAAGGAUGCAGAAGUAAUAAACAAGGUUGUGGUAUCAGCUUCCACCACUUUGGACUCUAAACAAACAGAUCAAGGUCUUUCUGCUCAACUUAACAAAAGCCUUCGAUGGGACGGGAUUCUCGAAGAUCCUGCAGCAGAGGAAGAAAGGCUGCGGAUCUACAAGAUGAACAGACGGGUUCGGUACGAGUCCUAUAUCCAGCAACAUCUGCCUGCUGAGCCGUGCCCAACUGUCAGACGCUCCCCGCUGCUUCCCCGCAGGCCGUCACGCACAAGCCGCGCUCACACAGUAUGUAAAGAAGAUUUCUGCAGUUGUUUACCGGGGGGAGCAAGUGUGAACUGGUCCUGAACGCUGAACGAGCCAGCAGAAUCUCAAAGCUGCAACCAGUGGUGUCACCCAACAUCUCACGAGUUCUGUAGAUUAGUACUGAUUACUCACCGUCCUAUAUCCGUGUGGAAAACAGGACAUUUGUAUUUUAAAAGCAAACCAAUCUGUUAGUUAAAGUAUGGGUGCAACUCAGACUACUUCAGCAAUUAAAAGCGCUCCUUUCUGCACUGCCCCUUUGUUCUGGAGUAUCCCUAGUUAUUGCUCUUGGUUUAUUUCAAAAUUAUAUGCACCGCAUUGCACCUGAGCUUUUCAGGUAUUCACCUGGUGUCCUGAAAUCAGCAAGCACAGCCCUGCAGCAGGUGGGGACAUGGAGUGUGGGCAGCUGAACGAGGCUGAAAUUAUUCACAGGCACACAAACUUACCUGGUACGUGAAACUGUGCCAUCUGCAGAAGUGGGAUUGGAAUCCAGCGCUUGCCUCUUGGCUUGUGAUCUAAUUGCCAGGUAUUUUAUUUUGUUACAAAAAUUAAUUAUAUCAAACCCUCAGAUUUGACAUCCUGGAGCAGCGCAGCACACACACAAGGAAAACUGAACACACUUAGAACAAUGGGGUUAUCCUUGUUGUGGUACAUACCAACCAGAAGCCCAUUUGGCCAAUAUGAAUUAAAAAUCAAGCCUUGUACUCCCCUACUUCAGCCACUCAUAGUAAAGGAACAUCUUUCAUACCCAGUGUCUCUGCAAUAUUAAAGGAAACCAGACCAGGCCAGACUAAAGGAAUUAUUUGCAAGUUGGACGGCACAUCUGAAAGGAGCAAAAGUUUUUCCUGCAGCUCUCCUGAAACAUACCGGUAUGAUUUUUAAAGUUUUUUCUUAAUGGCUCUUCAAAUGGACUGGUUAUUAUAUAACAACUAAUGUGCGUGUACGGCUUUUCUCCUGUUUAAACAGUGCACAAUAUUGAAAUGCUUGCACAGACUUUCACAGGAGCAGCGGCGUGCUUUAGAAUAGCUUCACAGCUCCCCAGAUUCCAGUAAUGUCAUUACAUGCAAAUCUAGAGCUCUUGCAAGCAGAUAACCAGAUGAACAAUAAAAAGUAAGCAAAAAA